Budorcas taxicolor (takin) is the source of this 4299-nucleotide messenger RNA. It is a transcript of the gene AKNA, whose product is annotated as AT-hook transcription factor. Gene Ontology annotation, cellular component: centrosome. The coding region runs from base 1 to 4299 and encodes 1432 amino acids. Lineage: Eukaryota; Metazoa; Chordata; Mammalia; Artiodactyla; Bovidae. The transcript is spliced from 21 exons. The record is from RefSeq and is a predicted model, not a curated record. Gene Ontology annotation, biological process: neuroblast delamination; epithelial to mesenchymal transition; neuroblast division in subventricular zone.
AUGGCCAGCUCUGGAACAGAGGUCCACUGGGUCGAGCUGGGCCUGGGGAAGGGGCCCCAGCGGCGGCGCUGGGCCUGGGCUGAAAAGGGAAAGGAUGCUGAUGAGAGUGGCACACGCAGCUCAGAAGAGGAGGGACCCUUCCCCACCGCGAGCAGCCCCGAGCUCCUGGAGGACUUCCGCCGGGCCCAGCAGUGCCUGCAGCCACUGACAUGGGGCCCAGACUCACGGCCUGCUGGUUGCCAGGUUCCCGAAUCUGGAGGGUCUGCAGAAGCGGAGUCUGAAGAAGAGGAUGAGGACAGCCCAGAAAGUUCCAACUUGCCUCUCAGCUGGCUCCCCCAGCAGGAUCUUCAACCAGACAUGACCAAAGAGGAUCCAAGUGAGGUUCUGCAAGGCUCUGAGGUCCAGGAAGCUGGAGAGAGCUCCCCGAGGUUGGAGUAUGAGACCUUUCUCAGCUCAGGGGGCCAUGGGGGCACCAGCCCCACUGCUCUGGACUGGGGUCAGCCCGCAGGCUGCGUGGCUUCUAGCAAACAAGCCAGUGGAGACAAACUUCCAGAACAUUCUGAGGUCAACCCAACUGUUGACUUCAGCUCGCCCAGGUCCUGGAGCAGUGGGACUGUGAGCCUCAACCACCCCAGUGACAACCUGGAUUCUACCUGGGAAGGAGAGACUGAUGUCCCCCAGCCCACUGCCCUGGCAGAAACUUCACCCCAGAGUCCCAGCCACCACCUCCUCAACCCAAACGACAGAACUGAAGGAAGUGUUGCUCUGGCAACGCCCACGGAAUUCCAGGGAUCCUCAGCACCACCCGCCCAGAGCCUCCCGUGUCCUGCAGAUAGAUGGAGGAGAGAAACCAGCAGCCUCUCCUGCCCUCAGCCUGGGGACCAGUCCUGGAAGCAGACACGGAUAUCACCUAAGCCACUCCCUUCCCGAUUCACAGGCUCCAUCAGCCCUCCCAACCCCUUCCCUCGGCCAGCUCGGCAGGACAGGCCACCCCCCAGGCCGGGAGCCACUCUGGCUGGCCGCUCAUCUUCUGAUCCCCCCAAGUAUGGCCGGGGGCGGCUGAACUAUCCGCUCCCUGAUUUCUCCAAGGUGGGACCCCGGGUGAAGUUCCCCAAAGAUGAGAGCUACCGACCCCCCAAGGCGAGGAGCCACAGCAGGCUGCCCGAGGGCCCUGCCAAGCCACUGAUCUUCAAGUCUCCUGCCGAGAUUGUCCGGGAGGUGCUGCUGAGCAGUGGAGACGUCUCUCCUGGAAAGAACCCACCUCCUACCCACCCCAUCACCAGGGUGCCCCAAGAAUUUCAGACACCCGAGCAAGCCACCAAGCUUGUCCAUCAGCUCCAGGAGGACUACCACAAACUCCUCACCAAGUACGCCGAGGCCGAGAACACCAUCGACCAGCUGCGCCUCGGGGCCAAGGUGAACCUGUACUCGGACCCGCCCCGGCCCAGCCACAGCAUCCACGCGGGGACGAUGCCCCAGGGGACCAAGGUCUUGUCCUUCACCAUCCCACAGCCCCACUCUGUGAAGUGGUAUGUGGGCCCUGCCGAGUGCCCGCAGGCCUCUGAGGCUUCAGGGUCGCCAUCAGCUGGAGGAGACCUGAGCCCCUCCUCACCCCCCAGCAUGCCCACCCUAGGGUGGCUUCAGGAGGACGCAGGGGGCAUUGCCCAGGACCAGCCCUCAGCGGAGCGGGCCCAGGAGCUGGCUUCUCAGGCCAGCCGGUUCCUGACCAAGGUGGAGUCCUUUAUAGAGCUGAUACACGCAGGACGGCUGACACCCCGGGACCAACUGAAGGUCUUCCAGCAGCUAGAGGCUGCCCACGCGGCCCUGGAGGAGGACUACCUGAAGGCCUGCAGGGAGCGGCACCUGUCCCAGCAGCUUGCCGGCUCCCAGGGGACACCCAGGAGAUUUGAUCCUGACAGGGAGCUGGAGGCAGAGAUAUUCCAGCUGGGAAUUCGCCUGGAUGAGCUGAAGGACCUCAUGGACCACAACGAGCAGGAGCCUGGGCAAGUCGGGUCAGACUUGGCUUUGGACAGCUCCCCAGCCACGCUCUCCCCCCACCAGCCAACAGACCCACCCUCUCCUCUGGAACAAACCCGCACAUCGGCCAUCCAGGCCCUCGGCCCUGAGCCCGACGCCACCAGCAUUGGCCCCCACCUAUUGCACAUGAACUCGGAUCUGAGCGCUCCCAGCAAUGAGGCAGAGGACGGGCCGCUGGGCCUCCCGGCCCCGCUCAGGCACAAGGAGCUGCGAGUGGAGCAGGAUUUCCACGGCUUCCUGGAGCGGUACCUCAGUGUGAAGUCCCUUCCAGAAGCCCUGAGGAUGGAGGAGGAGGAGGCGGAGGGCCAGGGCCGCACCCUGGGUUUUGACAGGCCAGCUCCAGCUCCAGGAAAAGCGGUGGCCCCGAGGCUCCCCACCAGGCAGCCCCCGGCGCAGGCUGAGAGAAGUCACGGGGUCCCCCUCGAGGAGACCGUGGAGCAGAUGGCGUCUGUGAAGCCAGCAGAUGUCUGUGCAUCCGUGACCAGAGAUGGGCACCUGCAGGGUCUAGGCAAAGCCGAGGAGGCCCCUCCCAGCCCCAGCAGGCCCCCCCAUCCUCGGGGCCCCAAGUCUGCAGCGUCUCACCAGAGCAGUCUGGCCAGCCUCGAGGGAAGUGGCAUCUCCGAGCGCCUCCCACCAAAGUCUCUGCACCAGGCCGGCGGGCCCCCGCUGGAGGAGCCCUGGAUGGCCUCCCCGGAGACAGACAGUGGCUUCGUGGGCUCAGAAACCAGCAGAGUGUCGCCCCUCACUCAGACCCCAGAGCACCGGCUCUCCCAGAUCAGCACCCCAGGGACGUUAGUCCAGUCCUUCACUCUGCCUGUACCCCGAGAUGCAGCCCCCCACCACCAGACCAGGGGUCUUCCCAUCCCCAGAAGAACCUCUGAGCCCAGCAGACCCAGAAGCCGAGCCCAGAGGCCCCCGUCUGGCCAAGACAGUCCUCUCCAGCAGAGGGCACCCAGCUUCUGCCUGGAGCGGGCACUGGCGUCUGAGAUGGAGGUCCCUGGCUCAGAGUUUAAGGGGCGGAAGCGGAUUCCUGAACCGAUCCUCCCUAGCGCGACAAUCAGCCCACCUCCCACCCCUGCCCCUGUGGCUGCCACUCCGCCCCGUGAACCCGCAGAGAUCACCUCCACCUUCUUCCUCACCAGGACAGGGCGCGACCAGGCCAUCCGGGACCUGCAGGAUGAGGUCUCCCGGCUCCGUCUGAGGCUGGAGGACAGCCUCCACCAACACCCCCAGGGCCGCCCCACGCGCUCAGCGUCCGGCUGCGCCCGCCCCACCCGGGCCCGGAAGCGGUCAGGAGAUUCCUCAGCCGCUUGGAGCUCCCAUUACGGCAGCAAAUCCACGGAGAGGUCGUCUGGUGAGCCCGGGGGUGCAGAGCAAGCUGUUCCCACGGGAAGGCGGCGAGCCAGGUCCUCCUCGGUGCCUCGGGAGGAGCCUCGACUGUCCCUGAGUUCCGAAUCUGAGCCAGCCUCCCCCAGGUUGUUUUCUGAGAGGGGCAGGACCACCGAGAACAGUCCGCAGGCCGCUCGGGAUGGAACAAAAGAAGUGAGCAGCACCGGACGGCCUGACAGGGUCACCUUCCGAGGCCAAUACACAGGCCAGGAGUACUAUGUUCUGUCCCCCAAGACUGUCCCAAGAAGCAGUGUCCCGGUCUCCUGUCCCCACUGCCGACCCCCUAGGACAGAGGAUCCAGGUGAUGCUGUCACCAGGGACCCCGUGGGACCGUCUCGUAGUGAGACCUUGCGAUGUCCCCUGUGUAGUCAAGUUGGGUCCCCCUCUGAGGGGGAUGGCCCAGACUCAGCCACCUCUGCGCCAGAAAAGGGUGCCACCAGGAGAAAUGCACCUUCAACGUCCAGCCCCAAGCAGAGGAGCAAGCGAACAGGGUCGCCACCCCGGCCGCCUCCUGGACUGUGGUAUCUGGCUGCCGCGCCCUCGGCACCAGCCUCUCCUGCCUUUGCCUACAUCUCCUCGGUUCCCGUCCUGCCUUAUCCAUUAGCCACUGUGUACUACGCACCGCCAGCACCUACCUCAGCCCCCCCAGUCCGAGCAGCCGCCGAGUGGCCCCCCGCAGCCUGCUCCCGGCCGUCCCGGGGACCCCGGCACUCCGUCCAGCUGGACCUGAAGGACCUGGAGGAGCUCAACAAGGCCCUGAGCCGGGCGGUCGAGGCUGCCGAGAGCGUCCGCUCCACCACCCAGCACAUGAGCCGCUCGCUGUCGGCCGAGCUGCGCCAGGCCCGCGGCCUGCGGGGCUCCUGCCUCUUCUGA